AUGAAACAUUUUUGUAAUUCGCUAUGUCUACUGGGAACAUUUCUACAUGCCUUGGCUCAAUGCACUGUCCCAGCCUCAGAGUUUCGGCUGGAAGGAGAUUAUUUGUUAGGUGGACUUUUUAAUAUUCAUCAUGUCACUGUCCCUCUUUAUCAAGAUAGACCAGAAGCCAUUGACUGCUCCAGUCAACCCUUCCUUCUCCAAAAUUAUCGAAUGUUUCAGAUGAUGAGAUUUUCUGUAGAGGAAAUCAAUAAUUCUACCCCCUCCUUUUUUUUUUUUUUUUUUUUUCCUUUUCUCAAACUUAUCUCAGUCAACGACUUGAUCCAACCUUGGGAUGAACUACAUGAUCAUCAAGCACAGAAGUCCAAUGUGUCCAAAGUGAUGGCAGUGGUUGGUCCAUUUACAAGCACUCAGUCCAUGACUGUAGCCCCACUUUUCAUGGCAGAUCUCAUUCCUCUGGUCAGUUAUGGAGCUUCUAGUUCUGUCUUUUCAACAAAACAGAAUUUCCCCUCAUUCCUUCAAACAGUGCAUCCCACUAAAGACAUCAUAGAAGUGAUUGUUAACAUUGUGCAGCAGUUGAACUGGCGCUGGGUUGCUUUUCUUAACAGUGACGAUGAUUAUGGCAGAGAUGGACUGGAAUUGUUCAUAAAGAGGAUUAAGGACACUGAGAUCUGCAUGGCGUACACCCAAGCGCUCAACUACAACACAAAUCACUCCCCCAUAUUCAAACAGAUAGAGGCACAAAGGAUAAAUGUCAUUAUUGUUUUGGCUCCAAGAAUGACUGCUGAAGCUCUCAUUAAGUCAGCAAUACAACUAAAUGUCACUAAGAAGGUGUGGAUAGCUGAUGAGGGAUGGUCCUUAGACAAGAUGCUUUACAAGGAACAAGAAAUCUUAAAUAUUGGAACUGUCCUUGGAGUGUCUCAGCCUGUAGUGUCAAUACCUGGUUUCAGGGACUUUAUCUAUUCUUCCAAAAGCCAGACUCAUUUUGAAAAUGCAAGAGAGCAGGAGUUUUGUAAUCAGGUUUGCAACUGCAGCAGCAUAAGGGCAGAAGAAAUCUUGAAUGUGGAUCCAUCUUACUCUUUUCCUGUUUAUUCUGCUGUAUAUGCCAUCGCUCAUGCCUUACAUAAUGCCUUGCAAUGUGGAUCUGGCAGAUGUAAUGACAAUAUUACAAUAUACCCACACAUGGUUCUGGCAGAACUGAAGAAAUCAAACUUCACACUUUUAAAUCAAAGAAUACAGUUUGAUGACAAUGGGGACCCCAAGUUUGGAUCAUAUUCUAUAGUUUUCUGGAACCAAAGUCAUGAUGCAGAAGAAAUUGGCUUUUAUGAUUUUCACCCAUGGGUCAGUUCUUUCAUCGACAGUACCAAAAUUGAGUGGUACACAAAGGGAAAAGUGCCUACUUCACUGUGUUCCCCAGAAUGUCGUAGAGGAUAUGCAAAAAAACUAAAUGGAAUCCACAAAUGCUGCUUUGAUUGUGAAAUCUGUCCAACUGGAACUUAUGUCAACAGCACAGAGGAUCCCUACAAGUGCAUCAACUGUAAGGAGACAGAAUGGUCAGCAGCAGGAAGUACAUCAUGCAAUCUGCGGGUGGUGGAGUACAUCCCAUUCACAGACAGUGGGGCUAUACUGAUCAUGGUCGGGGCCUCGGCCUUGGUGGGCCUCACAUUAGCCACGUCUGUUCUCUUUGCCAUCAACUACAACACACCUGUUGUCAGAUCUGCUGGGGGACCAAUGUGCUUCCUGAUUUUAGGCUGCCUCAGCCUGUGUAGUCUUAGUAUAUUCUUUUACUUUGGUAAGCCAACAAUUUCCUUUUGUAUCUUAAGAUUCUUACCGUUUCUCUUGUUCUACACUGUGUGUCUAGCAUGUUUUGUUGUGCGCUCUUUUCAAAUUGUUUGCAUUUUUAAAAUGGCCGCCAAGUUCCCCACGCUUCACAGUUGGUGGAUGAAAUAUCAUGGACAAUGGCUGGUCAUCACUGUGGCAUUUGUUACUCAGGCACUCUUUCUUCUUAUUGGCUAUACUUAUUUCCCCCCCAAGCCCUAUGAUGACAUUUCUUGGUACCCAGACAAAAUCAUACUUGUUUGUGAUAUUAAUCUCAAAUCAUUCUUUGGUUCUGUGGUUUUACUUUUAUCUUUGUGCUCCCUUUGCUUUAUUUUCUCCUACAUGGGAAAAGACCUCCCAAAAAAUUACAAUGAGGCCAAAGCAAUAACCUUCUGCCUGCUCCUGCUGAUCCUCACCUGGAUCAUGUUUGCCACUGUAUACAUUCUGUACCGUGGCAAGUACAUCCAAACUCUUAACGCUCUGGCAGUUCUCUCCAGUCUCUAUUCCUUUCUGUUGUGGUAUUUCCUCCCAAAAUGCUACAUCAUAAUUUUUCAACCCCAAAAAAACACACAGGAGUACUUCCAAGGUCUCAUUCAGAAUUAUACCAAAACAAUCAGCCAAUAG
This is a messenger RNA of Perca fluviatilis (European perch), 2439 nucleotides long. Its product is annotated as taste receptor type 1 member 1-like. Gene Ontology annotation, cellular component: membrane. NCBI's taxonomy places the organism in Eukaryota, Metazoa, Chordata, Actinopteri, Perciformes, Percidae. The record is from RefSeq and is a predicted model, not a curated record. Gene Ontology annotation, biological process: G protein-coupled receptor signaling pathway. Gene Ontology annotation, molecular function: G protein-coupled receptor activity.